This is a messenger RNA of Exophiala oligosperma, 4115 nucleotides long. Its product is annotated as homogentisate 1,2-dioxygenase. Gene Ontology annotation, molecular function: homogentisate 1,2-dioxygenase activity. The transcript has 4 exons. Gene Ontology annotation, cellular component: cytoplasm. Bases 2539 to 3996 code for a protein of 485 amino acids. NCBI's taxonomy places the organism in Eukaryota, Fungi, Ascomycota, Eurotiomycetes, Chaetothyriales, Herpotrichiellaceae. Gene Ontology annotation, biological process: L-phenylalanine catabolic process. The record is from RefSeq and is a predicted model, not a curated record.
ACUCUCAACGUACUUUAUCCUUAUUCCCUGCCACCCCUUUUGAAUUCUUCUUCUGUUUUUUAACUGAUGUUGCUGGUAGUGGUAGUUAUUGUUGUUUUUAUUGUUGAAAAUGUGACCCUCUGCUGAGUUCCUCCAUCCUGUGAAAGAAGAACUUUUAUGCUUCUCAUUUUAUUAACCUACCUAUAUCGAACCUAUACUUUUGAUGCCCUCCGACUCAAGCCCCCCAUCGACACCUUGCAACGCCGAGGGCGCACCUGAUUAGAACUUUUUACUUUCUGAGACGGCCGCCGGCGAAAUCCAUCAUCUCAGCGACAGACGAACCACACCUGACGAGAAGUGAGAAAGCGACAUGGCCCCUAGUCCCAGACGGUGCUAUGCUACGGAACAUGUGAGGUGGUGGGAAAGAAGUGAGGUCAUCCAGAUCGCCAAGGAAGCGCUGGAGCAACAUAGGAGGGAGAAGAUGCAGUGUACAAGUACGCAUGACUGGUUUUUGGCAUUUUGCAUUUGCAUGUGCAGACACUCUGGGUAUUGCGUGAUGACACCGGGGGACGCCUGUACUCGGCUUCGCUUGAAAGGAGUACCGUGAUAAUAUCUGGGCCAUCCCAGAUAACGGCAGGGGCCGCCAGAUACUGCACUGUACAGACCACACCAACAAGAACUCUGAAGGGAGAAUUAUCGCAGACUCACACGAUGGCCAUACGGGUAGAGCCAAGAGAGUUUGGCUAGAAAACGUCGUUAUCAAUCCGGGUAGCCAAAGAGAGAGAUCACAGUACAAGUACUCCGUACAGUACCAUUGCGAUAAGAAGAGAUGAGAAGAGAUCGCGAGGUCCCUGUUUGCCACCCACUGGUCAAUUCUUGGCCCUUGUCGCCGACACACCACCCAGGACGAGUAUUCAGGACACGGUCGACAGCAAGGUUUCCGCGGUGCUGCCAGCUUACAGGGAACAUCCCGUGUCAAUCCUGCUCGCAAGUGGAAGGGAUUCGCCGUCACCCUCCCAGUCAACAACGUGGUCUCGGCUUGUGUCGUUUCGAGAAUCGACAGGGCAGGUUCUGGACAAAGUGGCGAUCCAUACGACGAUCGCUGGCGUCAUUGUGGUCGCAUUUUGGCUGAAGUCUUUUCCGUGCGCAUCGGCCGGUUGAGGGAUGGGCAGAAUAAUGUGUGUUACUGUACUAUAGAACUCCGUAAAGGCGGCUGGAAGUGGGAAAGGUGGACUUGGGGGGGAAGGUCAGUGCUCACAACAAUACGAGAUAUUGGUUGCGACACCAGCAUCCAUCAUCAUCGCAGCUGGUGUCGAGUCCCAGCCAAGUCGUAUACGGAGUAAUGCAAUCCAACCACCGCCCCAGGCCAAUCGCGAGUAUUGCACUCACUAGUCCGAGGCCACCGCUGGGGAAUCUUCCAGAGCGGCCUUAUCAGGCUGUCCAGGCUUCUCUACGAGUACCUAAAGCAGGCCCUCUGAAUCGCCCCUUCGGCCUGCAUCUUCCGAUCUGAGCCCCGCCUAAAUUUGAAGCAGGCCAGCCGCCGGUAAUGCUGUUAUUUUGGAUUCUGAAACGAGGGCAAGGCCUUGUUUAUGGCUGAUGAUGCUACUUUUGUCAUGGCGAAGCAUCGACGAGACAGAUGUGAUGCUUCGGUCACUGGUCGGUGUCUAGUCACUCAGCACUGGCAUGCAUCUCCUCCGAACUGCCGCACAAUAAUGUGCUUUAUGCUUUGAGGCAGUCUUUCUGGCGCCAACAAUACUUCAUACCAAAGAACAAUAGCGGCUCGGGCGGCACAGAUUGGUGUCUCUCGAUUCGCCUUGUCCCUCGCCCCGGUUUUCUGGCUAAAUGAGCUGCAAAUCAUGGUGAAGGUUGGCGAGAAAACCAUCCCGCGCUUUCCCGCUGCUGGUGACGCCCCAGUGUCCCAACUGCGCGACACCGCAGCCACUCAACGCACUUCGCAGUGCCGAAGUACCAAUCGAGAGUGUCCUUGCGCACCACCGGCCACUACCACUCUUCUGACUAUGCCCAAUUCCCUCACCACUUCACCCUCUGUACGAGAGGCUCUCGGCCCGUUCGUUACUUCGCCCUCAGUCGGAGUCCGCCUGGGCUUCUUCCUCUAGGGCCUUUCAACAAGUAAAAAGGAACCCACCAGGACCGCAGGACCAGCACCAGGACCCGCAUCCCGCAUCAGACCUCUGUUUCUGUUGUGUCGCAAUUUCAUUCAUAUUCCUCCCACGGAAUCCCUUCCUUGACUCCCACGACCAACAUUCCGCACUCCCCUCUCUGACCAUCUUUCGCAAACUUCUUAGGUGAUCAUACGACAAUAUUGCCCUUCAUGCAGGGCCUCAAACGUUUACAAGAAGCCAUCGAACGGCACCGUGAGAACAAAGACAUCAACAUCAAAUACAAAACACCCCUCACCAGUAAGUGAUUGUGGGCAAAACCCGCCGCUCCCUCUCUCCCUCUCCCUCUCUCUGCGCUCUUCUACUCCGCAUUUCGCUGACGAUUCUCCUCCUGCAGUUCGCAACGUAAACACCUUUACCGACGAGCAAGCCAUUGACGAUGCCUGUAACCCAAUUCGCUGUGACCGACACGUACGAAUAUCUGAAUGGGUUCGGGGGGUACAAAGAGAGUGAAGCUGUAGAAGGGGCCUUGCCGUUGGCGGCCAAUUCUCCUCAAAAAUGUCCGCUCGGCCUAUACAAUGAGAAGUUGUCGGGGACCGCUUUCACCGCGCCGCGCGACGAUAACCUACAGACCUGGCUCUAUCGAAUCCUCCCCUCGGCCAGCCACCAGAACUUCCAGCCUGUGCCAGAGUCGUCCCCGAACUCCCUCACAUCCACCACACCCAGCUUCGGCAAGCAUUUCAAUGCCAUCCCCAAUCAGCUGCGAUGGGAUCCUUUCGAUUUCGACAAGGAGGCAUCCUGGAUCCAUUCCUUGCAUCUCGUGGCCGGCGCAGGAGACCCCACGAUGAAACAAGGCCUCGGCAUCUACAUCUACGCCGCUGGUUCCACCAUGCCUGACAAAACGGCCUUUUACAGCGCCGAUGGAGACUUCCUCAUUGUGCCACAGCAUGGCGUCCUUGACAUCCGGACCGAGAUGGGUAAGAUGCUGGUCCGACCGAACGAAAUCUGCGUCAUACCGCGAGGUAUUCGUUACCACGUUGCACUGCAUGGCAACGAGCCGGUGCGGGGAUACAUCUUGGAAUUAUACCAGGGCCAUUUCAAAUUGCCUGAAUUAGGUCCAAUCGGUUCGAAUGGAUUGGCAAAUGCACGCGACUUCCAGACUCCCGUGGCCGACUUCAUUGAAGACUAUGAGAACACCGAAUGGACACUCUACGGUAAAUUCGGAGGCAACUUGUUCGCAGCCAAGCAGUCGCACACUCCCUUCGACAUUGUCGGCUGGCACGGCACGUACUACCCUUACAAAUAUGACCUGGGCCGAUUCAACCCUGUCGGCAGCAUCUCUUACGACCACCCUGAUCCUUCCAUCUUCACCGUCCUCACCGCACCCUCCAUCCCUCAUGGAGCAGGUACCGCAGUGGCGGACUUUGUCAUCUUCCCACCGCGCUGGUUGGUGGCUGAGAAGACAUUCCGACCCCCAUGGUAUCAUCGCAACACCAUGUCCGAGUUUAUGGGCCUAAUCAUGGGCAACUAUGAUGCCAAAGGGGCUGGCAAGGGUGGGUUCCAGCCGGCUGGAGCUAGUUUACAUAAUACGAUGAGUGGGCAUGGACCGGACAUGCAGACGUUCGAGAAGGCAUCGACGAUGGACCUACCUCCGACUAAAGUUGGGGAAGGCAGUAUGGCGUUUAUGUUUGAGAGUUGUUUGAUGGUUGGCGUCACCGAAUGGGGGUUGAAGACUUGCCAGAAAGUGCAAGAGACAUACAAUGCUCACUCCUGGGAACCUUUGAAAGUCCAUUUCAAGAGACCAGAGUCGUCGCGAGGUCUCAGCGAUGGCGAAAAGAAGAACGGAGUUGGUGAUGCCAAAGACCUGAGCAGUGUUCACGAUAUCAGGGGCAAAUAAAAUAAUGACGGCGAAAGACACGCUGAAUUGACUUGUCUAUACGCGUUAUACCUAUUUAUAUUAUAAUAUAAAAGUGUUGAUGCUUGAAGGAGUGCAUCAUUCGUGCUCUACGAUUCUAG